This is a messenger RNA of Zea mays, 1187 nucleotides long. RefSeq names its product EID1-like F-box protein 3. Gene Ontology annotation, molecular function: protein binding. The transcript has a single exon. The record is from RefSeq and is a predicted model, not a curated record. The coding region runs from base 121 to 1008 and encodes 295 amino acids. NCBI's taxonomy places the organism in Eukaryota, Viridiplantae, Streptophyta, Magnoliopsida, Poales, Poaceae.
UUGGCCACCGACCGAGCGAGCGCUAGUUAGGCAAGUGAGCUGCUGCUCAUCAUGAGUCACUAGUCAGUAGUCGCAACGCGCACGCGGUGCGAGCGUGAGGUCGUUGAUGGGCGCGCAGGGAUGAGCGAGAGUGCCCUGACCAUCAGGCGGCUGAGCGGUGGCGGUGCCGGCGGCGGCAAUGCGGGAGAGAGCGCUGGCGCCGACGGCCCCUGGGAAGAAGGAGGCGGCAAUGCGGCGCGGGUCCGGGGCGUCAACGCGGGCAUCAUGGACGAGACGGUGCUGCAGCUGGUGUUCCGGGCGCUCAACUGGGACCCGCAGACGCUGUGCGCGGUGGCGCGGGUGAGCCGGCGCCUGCGCGCCGUGGCGGAGCGGGUGCUGUGGCGGGAGCUCUGCGCCUCGCGGGCGCCGCGGAUGGUGGCGGCGCUGACGGGCGGGGCGGCCGCCUCGGCGCCGGCGGCCGGGCGCAUCGGCGGCGGGUGGCCGGCGCUGGCGAAGCUCCUGCUCUUCUGCUGCGGCGCGGCGGGCGCGGGCGUGCGGGGCCACUUCGUCCCGGUCUCCCGCUUCUCCAAGACGUCCGGGCGGAGCUUCCUGUCGCGCCGCUGCGCGGGGGACCUGCUGUACGUGUCGGACCCCUGCGAGCACGCCGUGGCGGGCGCCAACGACGACGUCGGCGCCUACCGCGGCGUGUUCCGCGGGUUCAUGCGCUCCCGGACGCGGGCGUGCCUGGUGGGCCACCGCACCGCGCUGGAGCCGCGCGUGCGCUGCCCCUACUGCGGCGCGCGCGUCUGGAGCAUGACCGCCGCGGGGCUCGCCCCGCGCAGCGCGUCCCGCAGGCUCGGCGCCCACGAGGACCGCCUCGAGUACUUCGUCUGCGUCAGCGGCCACCUCCACGGCAGCUGCUGGCUCGCGCGCCUCUCCGACAGCGAGGGCGGCGGACCAGGCGGCGCCAGCGACGACGACGACGACGCGUCCGCCGCCGCCAGCGAGGAGGACGACGCCAGCCUCUGACGCCGAUCGAUCGACGGGAGGGACGUGUACAGAGAGUUUUAGUUAGCGUCAGCUUGGCAUUUUCCCCACCUUGCUGUCUUCGAUUCAUCUUGUAAAUGCAGAGGCUCUGGCGUUCUGCACUUGUGCUGUUGGCUAUUGCAAUGCACACCGGUUUGCCUGCUGCCAUCGGAUUCGGAUCA